AUUUUGCUCAGUCGGGAGUCACACACACACACACACACACGAAAAAACUGGAACACCUGUGCAUUAGAAAAAAAAAAAACAAACGAGUGCGUGUUUUGUGCUUGCGUGAGCUACUCGUGUUUACUUACUUCGUUUUGGGUGACAUGUUUUUGAUGUUGUCGAAAGGACGUGUGUGUGUCGUCGGAUAAAGUGCAAAAAAACAUACCGGCGUAGCGAAAUUUGAUGCAAAUCAAAGUUUUCUCGAAAAAAUGCUGUAAAACUCGAGGAAAAGAAAACACUCGAAAUAGGGAAAGAGAAUGACGUCACCGAUAGCGCGACAACAACACGACGUGGCGUUAUCGAUGGUCGCAAACGGGCCGUCCUGUCCGACUAAUCAGCCGAAGAGGAAGAGCAACAUGCUGGCCUUCUCCAACAUGUUACAACACGAGCCGUCGGAUUGCCCGCUGCCAUCGGCCGGCUCGCACAAUCACCAUCAUUAUCGCCAAAAUCAUCGGACCGCUAGCAGCGGAUUCCUGGCCAUUAGAAAUCGAGGCAGUAAACUGAAACUGCUCCGUCGGGCCCAAUCAUCGUCGCCGUCGUCCACCAACGCUAAUGUGCCUACAGUUCAAACGCAUUUGAUGAGCAACGGCAGUAACGGCGUGCUGGAAGAUCCCGUCACGAUGGACUCGCCCUCAUCGACGAUGACGGCAACGUCGGCCGGCCCGGCCAAAGGCAACCAACAAGGCGGCGGCGGCGGCGCUGCGUCGUCGGGUCGCGGACGCGGCGUGGGCUCGGCAUCCGGUUCGCGAUCCGUUUCGCUGGCCAGCGUCAGCUCCGACGGCAGCAGCUCCGAGAGUCACCUGGUGGAGCAGGAAGACAUUGUGGCCCUGACGCAAGAGGUCCGCGCCUUCAAAGAAGCCCUGGGCAAACUCCGACGGCUCUUCCACCCCAAUGACAAAGACAAGUGCGACGCUCUACGGGUGGCCGCUCACGAGCGGCUCGGCGAAGUGUUGCGCAUCCUGCGGAUCAUCCUGGAGCGCUAUCCGGCCCUGCAGUCCACUGAACUUUUGGUCGCAGCGGGCUCCUUAAUCCAUCAAGUCAAAGAACAUCCGUACGAGGACGAGAAGAGCGACGUCAGAGAAUUCAUGGAGUCGAUCGACCAGCUGGCACUGGCGUUUAGCAGCAGAGUUUCGGAAUACCUAAUGGGCGAUUUGGACAGCAACAUCUCGCUGGCCAGUUCCGUUUCGAGCAAAACAAAGUCGUGCGAAAACAUCCCGUCCGAUGCGGAGAAUGGCGUCGCCUUAAUGGCCGAGCCGGCCACAACGGCCACCAGUAAAUCCGAGUCGGUGACAUCCGUCGUUUCGGGCGCCUCGUCCUCCUCGACGGCCAUCACCGACCAUCUGCAGCAGCAACAAGCCAACCUGACGGGCAUCCAAAUGGACGCCGUCCUCUUGCAGCUGGAGCAAGGCGUCGAGGUGGCCCUACACCGGGCCAAACUCUGGUCCAAGUACGCCAAAGACAUCAUGACCUACGUGGAGAAACGCUGCAAUCUGGAGAUCGAGUUCGCCAAGAACGUGGCCAAAUUGGCGCAGACGAUGCGAUCGGCUCUCAAAGAAGAGUGUUAUUUGCCGUUCCAAUCGAUCUACAUUACGGCCAUGGACCGAGAGAUUGACAAUAGCAAUUCGGCGCAGUCGACCACUUCUCUACUGACCGGCCACAAAUUCCUCGAGCCAUUGUCGGCGAGACGGAACGAGCACGAACGCUGCCGAAAACAGAUCAAAGAGACGUGGCAUCGCGAGCUGAAACGCAUGCAGGAAUCAGUCGGCAACUUGCGCAAGGCCAAGGCGCUCUACGUCCAGCGGCAGCAAGAGUGGGAGCGGGCCAAGGAGGCAGCACAAAGAGCCGAAAACGCGGCAGAGUCUUCCACAGAGCAGGCCUCCAAGCUGGACAAGAGGAAGAAAACGGAAGAGGAUGCCCUCCAAAAGGCAAUGGAAGCUGAGACCACUUACAAGGCCAGCGUCUGCGAGGCGAACGAGAGGCACGGCCAGUUGUUGCGCGUCAAAAGUCAAGUGCUGCAGCAGGUUCGCGAAUUGAUGCUGCAGUGUGAUCAGACCAUGAAGGCGGUCACUGUUUCUUAUUUCCAACUUCAACACACUGUUUCCGCUCCUGCACCUGUUCAGUUUCAGACUUUGUGCGAAAGCAGCAGAUUGUACGAGCCUGGCUCGCAGUACAUGGAAUUCAUCAGGAGGAUGCCUCUACCCAGCAAACCCAGUCGUGACAGCACCCCGACAGCCACGACAGGAAGCCCAAGUGGCACGUCCCCAGGUCCCUACACUUUUGAACCUUACUCUGAAGAGUCCACUGUGUCAGAAAAGGAGAGAAAGUCGAACGGCUCGCUCAGUGCAGACCUCAACGAAAGUGCCGGAAAGGAAAGAGUCCAAAGUGGAGGUCCAAUGAAAGCGUGGAGCGCCUCGGCCGUGUCGGGUGGCCAGUCCACCGGCAAUGUCGUCACCCAGGUCAGCAGCGACACGGAAAGUGUCGAAUCGAGUCCCAGUGCCAAGAGCCGGGAAACUUCGCCUACCGCCAGCCCCAUGAUGCCCGCAAGGCGACUCGUGCCCGCCUCUUCCGGUGACGAACUCGAAAAUGAACCUGACCCAGAAGUGGACGCCACCUACAUGGGCUACACCGCCACCCGACGUCAUUGCAUGUCCAAAGCGGCCGUCACGCAUACUUUUCGCAAACUCAAGACACCGUCUCGGUGCCGCGAAUGCGAUUCGUACGUCUAUUUCCAGGGUGCCGAAUGCAUCGAGUGCGGGCUCGGCUGCCACAAGAAAUGUCUAGAAAGUUUGACGAUCCAAUGCGGCCACAAGCGGCUGCCGCGCAAAAUGACCACCUUUGGCGUCGAUUUGAGCCAGCAUCUGGCCGAGACCGGCACGCAAGUGCCGCAUCUGUUGGCCAAAUGCAUCAACGAGAUCGACACACGAGGCAUCCAGAUAAAAGGACUGUAUCGAGUGUCUGGCGUCAAGUCCAAAGUGGAAAAACUGUGCCAGUCGUUUGAGAACGGGGCCGAUCUUGUCGAUCUGACGGACAUUCACCCGAACGUCGUGGCCAACGUGUUGAAACUCUAUUUGCGCCAGUUGCCGGAGCCGCUGCUGACGUCGCGACUCUAUCCGGACUUUAUCCGUGUGGCUCGAGAGUGGACGUGCCCGUCGGCGGACGCGACGGCUCCCGGUUUCGAGGAGCUCAACGAGCUGGUGCACAAACUGCCCCGGCACCACUACGCCACGCUGGCCUUUUUGAUGCACCACCUGAAACGGGUGGCGGGCGAGCAGGAGGCGAACAACAUGCCGGCGUCCAACCUGGGCAUCGUCUUUGGUCCGACGCUGCUGCGGACGUCGGAGGGCUCGGCGACUCUCUCCUCUCUCGUCGACACGGUGCACCAGACCAAAGUGAUCGAACUGCUCAUCGAACACGCCGACGCCAUUUUCGGACCGCCGGAUCCGACCACGUCCCUGAUGACGGCGGCCAUGGCUGCUGCUUUGCCCGGCAGCAGUCCAGCUCACCGCUCCGCUCAAUCGCCCAAAGUGGAACCGGAAACGACGACGACUUCUUCUUCUUCUAUUUCCUCGUCCACGUCCACAUCGACGUCGUUGCUGUCCAAAGUGCCCGUCGUCCGCUCCAUCUCCUUUCUGGAGAAACACCGCUCAAAAUCGCGAGACGCCGCCGAUCGCGACCACGCGGCCGGCAACGCGGCCAUCAUUUCGACGCCGGCCGAUCGGCGCAGUCAACACGUUGGAGAACUGCGCGAGGAAGUCCUCUUGCCCGGCUUCGUGGCAGACAAAACGCCCAACAAUUCACUAGACAUCGACCCCCUGUCGGAGGAAGGCUUACUCGGAGCGGCUUCAGACGACGACUUACCCGACUUCCUGCUGCCGGACGAUUCGAGCAAGACACGCAAACUGCCCGGCUACCUGAGAAGCGGCUCUGCCCCCAAAAUCUUCAAAAGUUCGCUCAAAGAUUAUCACGGCCUGGAAGGAGUGGAUUUGAACUUGCUGAGUAGCCAAGAUCAAGAAGCGCAUCCCGUCACGCCCACUGGCCGAGCAAAGAAAUCCAUCACGGACUCGAUCGCAAUGACCACUGGCCAACUAUCCGAGGCAGAUACAAUGGGCAGUCAUUCGUCUGGAGUUCGGGCUUCGUCACUGGUGAAAACAAGUGGCGUCAAUCCGUUCAUGGACAGUUCCAUCGAUUCGGAUCACAGCUGGGAGUCGCAUUCGACCGGAUCGAGUGGGCGUGGUACUCAGCACAGCGACCAAGGGUCUUUGGGCUCGGCCCAGCGAGCUGUACUCUUGCCCGGCAGUCACGACGAAACGGACGGUCGGUUGGACAUGUCGUUCACGUCGGUAUCGAGUCACCGCGUAUCGCAAUGCGACGAGAAUCGAGUCAAAAUUCAAGUCCCGUCGGCCGCCUCGUGCCCCAAUUGGAAUCAAGCCACCAACUGUUGCGGGCCGGCUUCAAUCGCAUCCGUCGAGUCAUCGUCCUCUUCGUCAUCGUCAUCGUCGUCCUCGAGAGGUGUCGUCACGGUGCUGGAAGGACCUCAAAGCGGCACUACCCUGGUGGAAUCGCUGUCCGGCGAACCCAAUGUCAAGGUUCAAGGUGGACACGUUUGAUUGAUUAAUAACAGAGUGUGCUGAUGAUGGGUGGAGGACG
Molecule: messenger RNA, 4686 nt
Organism: Daphnia carinata
Lineage: Eukaryota; Metazoa; Arthropoda; Branchiopoda; Diplostraca; Daphniidae
Product: rho GTPase-activating protein 45-like
Exons: 18
Coding region: 297-4646 (1449 amino acids)
Biological process (GO): activation of GTPase activity; signal transduction
Molecular function (GO): GTPase activator activity
Source: RefSeq, a predicted model, not a curated record